AGAUGCAGGUUUUUCACAAAUUUUCGUCUUUUAUAUCGUAGCUAAUGAAACUCUUGAAGUCAUGCCGGCAGCUCUGAUGCAAGAUGAGUUGUUCAGGGCUUUCAGCACUUACGCACUUAUUGUUAUCCUGAAGAUGAUGAUGAUGUCGUUUGUUACAGCAUAUUGCCGCAUAACCAGAGGGGCCUUUGCCAAUGAGGAAGACGUAAGCUGUAGGUCUGCAGAGGAGAAGAAGAAGAUGCUGAGAACCGAUCCAGAAGUAGAGCGAGUUCGAAGAUGUCACCUGAAUGACUUGGAGAACGUCGUUCCCUUCGUGCUGGUCGGAUUGUUCUACGCUUUGAGCGGACCGGAACUCUCGUCCGCUCUGCUACACUUCCGCGUGUUCGCCGGCGCCCGGAUCUUCCACACCUUCUCCUACCUUGGCCAUCUACCACAACCCUGCAGGGCUCUGUCUUUCUUCCUGGGCCUUCUGGUCACCUUCUCCAUGGCGUAUAAUGUUCUCAGUAAUGUUUUUGCUAUCUGAUGAUGACGGCAGCAGACCAACAAGACCUCUCAGGUUAAAUUUGCUUUGUUGUUCAAGGU
Molecule: messenger RNA, 579 nt
Organism: Nerophis ophidion (straightnose pipefish)
Lineage: Eukaryota; Metazoa; Chordata; Actinopteri; Syngnathiformes; Syngnathidae
Product: microsomal glutathione S-transferase 1-like
Exons: 3
Coding region: 62-520 (152 amino acids)
Cellular component (GO): mitochondrion; membrane
Molecular function (GO): glutathione transferase activity
Source: RefSeq, a predicted model, not a curated record